Molecule: messenger RNA, 593 nt
Organism: Hypomesus transpacificus
Lineage: Eukaryota; Metazoa; Chordata; Actinopteri; Osmeriformes; Osmeridae
Product: small nuclear ribonucleoprotein F
Exons: 4
Coding region: 112-372 (86 amino acids)
Biological process (GO): mRNA splicing, via spliceosome; spliceosomal snRNP assembly
Cellular component (GO): catalytic step 2 spliceosome; U1 snRNP
Molecular function (GO): RNA binding
Source: RefSeq, a predicted model, not a curated record
UAAAUAUAUACUUCCUGUUCGGCGGCAACGCGCGCAAGCCAGUCUCAAUUGUAUUGUAUCGAGAGAAUAACUGAAGUUAUAAUUUGUGUAUAACAACUGUUUUGGCCUGAAAUGAGUUUACCGCUGAACCCCAAGCCCUUCCUCAACGGCCUGACAGGUAAGCCUGUGAUGGUGAAGCUAAAGUGGGGGAUGGAGUACAAGGGCUACCUGGUGUCUGUGGAUAGCUAUAUGAACAUGCAGUUGGCGAACACAGAGGAGUAUGUGGAUGGAGCGUUGGCAGGCCACCUUGGAGAAGUACUUGUUAGGUGUAAUAAUGUUUUGUAUAUCAGAGGAGUAGAGGAAGAGGAAGAGGAUGGAGAGAUGAGAGAAUAAUGGACAGAUCCAAGAAACAAAAACUUCCAGACUUUUAUUUUUAUUUCUUUAUUAUUUGUGUUAUGAUAAAUGUUGUAUUUUAUUAUUUUUCAGUUUUCACUAUGUGGAUAAAAUGGACUCUGGAGGGAGCAUUUAUAAUUUGUAAUCCCUUCAAAAUAAGUGUUUUUUGUACUUUAAUGUAUAAUUAUAAUAUGAUGUCAUUGUAUGACAGAAACAAUAAA